Molecule: messenger RNA, 3976 nt
Organism: Polistes dominula (European paper wasp)
Lineage: Eukaryota; Metazoa; Arthropoda; Insecta; Hymenoptera; Vespidae
Product: elongation factor-like GTPase 1
Biological process (GO): cytosolic ribosome assembly
Cellular component (GO): cytosol; ribonucleoprotein complex
Molecular function (GO): GTPase activity; ribosome binding; GTP binding
Source: RefSeq, a predicted model, not a curated record
AGCUACAUAAGCUAGCCUUCUCAGCCGUGGUGUCAUUUUUUGUAUAUUUUCAAGUUUUACACGAAAAAUGUUGUGAUUUAGUGAAACAUUAGUCGUAUUAAAAAUCAAAAAAGAUUUUUUAUUGCUACGAUUGCAAGUAAAUCGUUGGUAUCGUCGUUAGAUCAUUAACGUCAGUUAGAUUAUUAUUGAUUGAAUGCAUCUAACCUUAAAAUUGUCCAAAUUUCAAGCACGUGUUUGUAAUAUCGAUUGCAUAUUGACAAGGAACAUCAAAAAGAAAAACAUUCCGGCGUAUUCAUUAAGUGCGCAUUUUCCGGUUUGUUGUUCGAACCGGCUAGUAUGCUUUAUAAGACCAGUAAUAUUCCAAGCAUCCAUUUAUAUACUUUUGUGUUUAGUGAACGUUAUACAUUUUGGAACGUAUAUAAAGUGAAAUAGUAUUUAUUAUACUAUUAUAGUGCAUCGUGAAAUAGUAUUUAGCAUACUAUUAUAGUGCAUUGAGACUUCGAAGCUUAAAUCUCUUAUAUAUUCGUAUACAUUAUUUUGUAUUAUUAUUUGUUUAAGUAUCAUUUAUAUUUUGGACCAUUAUUUUUUACAUUAAUUAGAAACAAUGAAGGUUAUAAAGGCAGAGAAGCUAUGUGAGUUGCAACAAGAUCCUGCUCGUAUUCGUAAUAUUUGUAUACUUGCACAUGUUGAUCAUGGAAAAACCACGUUAGCAGAUUCUCUUGUUGCAAGUAAUGGUAUCAUUUCUAAUAAACUUGCUGGCAAACUUCGAUAUUUGGACAGUCGACCAGAUGAACAACUAAGAGGAAUUACAAUGAAAUCUAGUUCUAUAUCUCUUUAUCAUGUUUAUAAUAAUAACGAAUUUAUGAUAAAUAUCAUUGAUUCUCCUGGUCAUGUUGAUUUUGCAUCAGAAGUUUCAACUGCGGUUAGGUUAUGUGAUGGUGCUUUUAUUAUCGUUGACGUUGUCGAAGGGAUUUGCCCCCAAACUCGCAGUGCUCUUUCUAUAUCCUAUAUCGAAGGUCUCAAGCCUAUUUUAAUUUUGAAUAAAAUUGAUAGAUUGAUAACGGAGAUCAAAUUGUCGCCAUUGGAUACUUAUUUUCAUUUAAGACAACUUUUAGAACAAGUUAAUGCAGUUAUGGGAGAAUUAUUUGCAAGAGAUAUAAUGGAACGCGAAGAUAAAGAACAUACCAAUACUUCUAAGAAUGAGAACGUUACGGAAACAAAUCUAUCCAAUUGGCAAUCUGUACUUAAUGAAGUCGAUGAUUCUAAUUUAUAUUUUUCACCAGAACAAGGCAAUGUUUUGUUUGCCAGUGCUGUCGAUGCUUGGGGAUUCAGUAUAAAAGAAUUUGCACAAUUUUUUUCUACAAAAUUAGGCUUCAGUGAAAAAGUUUUACUAAAAACUCUUUGGGGAGAUUAUUAUUUAAAUAAUAAGACAAAAAGAAUUAUGAAAGGAGCCCAAGAGAAAGCAAAGAAACCUUUAUUUGUACAUCUUAUUCUUGAUAACUUAUGGACUUUAUAUGAAACUAUAGUUGUAAGAAAAGAUAAAGAUAAGAUACCCUCCAUUGCUGAGAAAUUAAAUAUUAAAUUAACGCCAAGAGACUUAAGGCAUACAGAUCCUAAAACACAAUUACGUGCUGUAUAUUCUCAAUGGCUUCCUUUGGCUCGAGCAUGUAAUAAUAUGGUAUGCGAAAUAGUACCAUCACCACGUAAUUUAUCCGAAGAAAAGAUUGAACGUUUGAUUAGCGGAAAUACUGAUUUUUCAACUUUACCUGAGGAAAUGAAACAACUUAAAAAAGCAUUUUUAGCUUGCAAUUCUUCAUCAGAAGCACCAGUAAUUGUAUUCAUUUCUAAGAUGUUUCCAGUAGAUAGAGAAUCUUUGCCAGAAAAUAAAAUAAAACUCUUAACUUCGGAAGAGUUAGCACAAAGAAAACAAGCUGCUCGACAGAAGCAUGCGGAGAUGAUGCUACAAAAACAAUCAUCUCAGGAAAAAUCUAAUGGAGAGUGUGUAGAUAAUUCUGAGAUAAAAUUAGAUGAAGAACCUUUGACGGAUAAUGAAAACACCACUUCUUUAUUAGCAUUUGCAAGAAUAUAUUCGGGUACGCUUAAAGUAGGUAGCGAAAUCUAUGUCCUUGGACCAAAACACGAUCCUGUUAAAGCUUUAGAGUAUCAAAAAGCAGGAGAAGAUAUAGCUGCAGCUACGUUAAAAGAUUUGAAACCCGGAAGACAUAUUACUAAAGUGACUAUUGAAAAACUGUUUCUGUUAAUGGGAAGAGAUCUAGAAUCUAUUACCGAAAUUCCUGCUGGUAAUGUAUUUGGUAUAGGUGGAUUAGAAGAGCAUGUAUUAAAAACUGCAACUUUAUCCAAUACUAUAAUUUGUCCAUCAUUCUCUGAAUUAACAUCUCUCGCAGUUCCAAUUUUACGAGUAGCAUUAGAACCAAAACAUCCAAAUGAUUUACAAAAACUGAUUAACGGAUUGAAGUUACUUAAUCAAGCUGACGCAUGUGCCGUGGUGCAGAUUCAAGAAACGGGUGAAAUUAUUUUGAAUACUGCUGGUGAAGUACAUCUGGAGAGAUGUUUGGAAGAUCUAACAUCACAAUACGCGAAGGUUGAAAUAAAUGUUUCUGAACCCAUUGUUUCCUUCAGGGAAACAGUUGUACCACCUCCAAAAGUGGACAUGGUAAAUGAAGUUAUCGAAAAGAAGGUAGAAGAAAUUAAUUUAGAAACGUGGACAGUUAAUCGACAAUGCUGUUUUGAAAUCGAUGCUAAGCCACUUCCAGAAAAGGUAACGAAACUAUUAGAGAAACAUGCCAAUCUAAUAAAGUGGAUGGAUCAGAAUUUCAAUAAAUUCUCUAAAGAGAAAGAAUAUUCCUCGAAAGUUGAAAAUUGUCCCGAUCAGAAUGGAUUAUCUACUUACAAUUCAACCGCAUUGGAUAAGCAGCAGAAAGCAAUGGAAACUUUUGAAAGCGAUUUGAUGACUGCCUUUAAGGAAGCUGGCUGGAACAUAAGUUUAGACCAAAUAUGGUCAUUUGGACCACGAAAAUGUGGACCUAACAUUUUAUUAAAUGAGACGGAUUAUAAUCAUCGUAAUUUUUGGAAACGACAAACUAAAUCGACCGAUCCUCGAGUUUCAUAUGACAGUAGUAUGGUUAACGGCUUCCAGUUAGCUACGCUCGCUGGGCCAUUGUGCGAAGAACCAAUAAUGGGUGUUUGUUUCAUUGUAAAAAAGUGGCAAAUAUUUCAAGAUACAAAUGGCGUAAGUGGAAGUCAAAGUCAAGGCCAUCUUGGUGGUCACUUGAUGUCAGCGUGUAAAGAAGCUUGCAGAAAAGUAUUCAAUUUAAGACGUCCACGGUUGGUUACGCCGAUGUACAGUUGCAAUGUCUUGGCCAAUUCGGAUGUUCUUGGCAAAUUGUACGCAGCAUUUGGAAAAAGACAAGGUCGUAUUAUUUCCGCUGAAAAUACUUUGGGUUUCGGUGGACAAUUUCGUGUUCUUGCUUCGUUACCGGUUCCUGAAAGCUUUCAACUUGCGAGAGAACUAAGAACACAAACGUCCGGAUUGGCGAGUCCUCAGCUGGUUUUUAGCCAUUGGGAGGUAAUCGAACAAGAUCCAUUUUGGGUACCAUCCACGGAAGAAGAAUACCUUCAUUAUGGCGAAAAAGCAGACAGUGAAAAUCGUGCGAAAAAAUACAUUGACGCAGUAAGACGUCGAAAAGGUCUUCCCGUUGAUUCUCAACUAGUUACUCAUGGAGAAAAACAACGAACUUUGUCCAAGAAGAAAUAAGAAGAAUGUUUAAAUAGAUUUAUCUAUCCUCUCCAUUACAAAGUCGGUUAGAUUAGAAAAUUAUUGUACUAUAAUUUUUUUUAAUAUUGUAAGUUUUGUAAAAAAAAAAAAAAAAUUAGUUAUAUAUCUAUAUUAGGUCAUUCCGAAAAUUUCUUGCUAAGAUAAGUUGCAUAAUAUUGUAUGCGUAAUAUUUUGUAUGUU